Molecule: messenger RNA, 289 nt
Organism: Pan troglodytes (chimpanzee)
Lineage: Eukaryota; Metazoa; Chordata; Mammalia; Primates; Hominidae
Gene: SPINK14
Product: serine peptidase inhibitor Kazal type 14 (putative)
Exons: 3
Coding region: 38-289 (83 amino acids)
Molecular function (GO): protein binding
Source: RefSeq, a predicted model, not a curated record
UUCAGAGCAUCAUUCCAAGGACACACCAGGAGGAAAAAUGGCCAAAUCUUUCCCAGUAUUCUCACUUUUGUCCUUUAUCUUGAUACAUUUGGUGUUAUCUUCCGUUUCAGGCCCUAGACACUGGUGGCCACCACGUGGAAUUAUUAAGGUGAAAUGUCCAUAUGAGAAAGUAAACUUGAGUUGGUACAAUGGAACAGUCAACCCCUGCCCUGGCUUAUAUCAACCCAUCUGCGGCACCAAUUUUAUAACCUAUGAUAAUCCCUGCAUGCUGUGUGUUGAGAGCUUGUGA